Pocillopora verrucosa is the source of this 1375-nucleotide messenger RNA. RefSeq lists its product as uncharacterized. The record is from RefSeq and is a predicted model, not a curated record. NCBI's taxonomy places the organism in Eukaryota, Metazoa, Cnidaria, Anthozoa, Scleractinia, Pocilloporidae. Gene Ontology annotation, molecular function: metal ion binding; hydrolase activity; nucleic acid binding.
CCUGCUACUACUUGUAAUAGCUAAUUUUUCAACAGUCAAGAACGAAUUUUCCUUCACUCUGGUAAUUCUGUGCCUCAGCUUCAUUUCUCAACAAUUUGGACUUGAGAAAUAGCCGCUGAUUCUAAAACCUGAAAUAGCCAGAAAGACCGGACAAAAUGAAGACAACAUCCUUUUGGUGUUUUGUUUUUUCUAUCCUUGUACAGUUUAAGACUAUAUUUUCGAAAAGUACCUCUGGAUCUGUGACUUCCCCUCCAGAAAAAAGAAGUGUUCAACCGUCAUUCUUUGCUGGUGGUAGUCCUCCAAAAGGGCUACCUGGUACUUCUCAAGGGAUCGAAAUCCAGCAGACGCUGCCUAAUGAUCCUCCAGACACUCCACCUUAUUUUUUUUCUCUCUUUGAUCCAAGCACCAAUACACCGUUUUAUUCAGCUUACAAAGUUACGCCUGUUCAGUCGAAGGACAUUGGAAAGGAAGGAAGGCUGGGUGGAAUAAGGUGGAGGGACCCUCCAGGCGUUCCUGGUGUUAGCAUUGCCUACAAAGAAGCAAUCGCAGACACCACACAACCGAGAAGUCCAAACCAAGCAUUAACCAAAGGUCAUUUGAAUCCCUCAGCGAUAAAUUCCUUUGACAAAAAAUUCAUGGCCGCCACCUAUACUUUUACUAAUGGCGUACCUCAGUUUGCAGCGUCGAACUUCUUUUUGACGAAGUUUGAGUCAAAAGUGGAAAAUUAUGCUAAGGACGAUUGUGGCAAGAAAGAUGGAACCCUCUACCUUUUGACUGGCAGAUCAGAAAAUGGCCUACUCAUUGGUCCAGAGGAGAAACCUGUUCAGGAUCUUACAAAUCAAAUUCCCAAGCCUUAUCAGAGGGAUGCGUUUGUGCAAGGUACAAUAACGCUUGUAACUCCUCGUUCUAUUUGGACAGCUGGUUGCUGUAUGUGGCAGGUGCCGGGUGGGGCGAAAAGAGCAGAAUCUUUUGCAGUGAUGAGCAACAAUCAAAACAAAAGAUCGAGGGUUCUCCAAACAGAAAUGAGCGUGCGCGGACUAGAGGAGCUCCUUAAGACACCGCCAACGGCCGAAGUUAAUUUGUUCCCAGGGGAAGAGGAAUGUCGACGACCUGAGAACAAUAAACCACUUUAAAAGAAUCAAAAGAAGGGAUCAUUGAUGAGAACAGACUGUUAAGAAUAAAGUAGAUAAGUUACUACCCCUUACUACCCCUGAUUAGUGUGAUUAGUGAGAGACUCGUGAUGAGUUGUCCUCCUAUUUGGCAUAUACGUGUCUCCGCGAUGCUUGAAAAAAUAAACUCCCAAUUAUGUUUAUGAUUAAUGGUCUUUCUUAAGGAAUAGGUCAUUGUUGCCUUGGCAAUAAGACAUCGAAAUGAU